GGCUGUGUGUCUGUCCCUCUGUCCGCCGCUGUACCGCUAGGAAGGGGGGGGGGGAUGCAGGCGCUGGGGUGGAGCACCGUGGAUGCUGAUACACAGGAAGAUGAAGGAGCCAGACCUCCGAGAGGCCAACCACCAGCCACUCUUCCUCAAAAUCCCAGACUUGGGGGAUUUUUUGGGGAGGGGGGCGGUGAGAGGCGUGGUGAGGAUUUUGUUUGUUUGUUUCUUCGUUUUGAGACAGCAUCUUAUACUAUAAUACAGGCAGGUCUUGAACUCCGGUAACCCUUCUGCCUCAGCUUCUAAAAAGCUGGGGUUACAGGCUGAUCCAACCACAGCCAGCAAUUUGUGAAUAAAACACACACACACACACACACAAACACAAAAGAGGCUUUUUUUUUUGUUUUGUUUUGUUUUGUUUUUUUCAGUUUAACAGGAAUCUGAAAUUUGAUCCUGUUCUAGGCUUUAAGGGCUCAAGGUGAAAAGGUCACUGUACUCUGACCUUUGUGAAACUUUGAUGAAGGAAACAGACGCAUCUAGGCAGCAAUGGGAACAGUUUCAGAGCCGGACGUGGUGGGAUACACCUGGAAGCCCAGCACUCAGCGAGCAGAAGCUCAGGGCAGCCUGCUCUACAGAGCAAGUUCCAGGCCACUCCUAGCUACUUAGCAAGACUGCAAGACUGUGUGCCCCUACCCCCCAAGCAGAAAAGCUUAAAGCUUGCUUUAAAUUGUAAAGAGGGCUCUUAAUAUUUAUAUGCUUAAAAUCUUAAAAUUCCAGCCUUCAAGGAGCUGAGGCAGGAGAGUGAGUUUGAGGACAGCCUGGGCUACACAUUAGGCUCCUGUUUCAGAAAGAAAGGAAGGUGGGUCAAUCAGUCUCCUGUGGUGGUGGCUUACACUUUUAAUUCCCAGCACAAGAGGCAAGUGGAUAUCUGCAGCCAGCCUGGUCUACAUAGUAAACUCCAGGCCAGGGUUAAGUAGUGAGACCCUGCCUGAAUAAAAUAAACACACACACACAUACACACUCACGCACGCACACGCGUGCGGCGGUGGGGGGUUGGGUGGGUACUGUUUUAUUUUGUUAUGGAAAUUUUCAUGCAGAGUGAGGAGACUUAAAGAACUCCAAAGCCCCAGGCACCCUCCACCCCAUUUCCACCCAGAGCGCUGCAUUUAUUGAGACCAGUGCUGUGUCAAUUUCCCUAAAUCACUCAAUCUGCAGGAGCUGUAUCAUCAAGGAAGGCCCUUCGGAUUGGCAUCAAUACCAGGAGAGAGUGAGCUCGGAGCAGCAGGGACAAAGGGUUUUCCCGAUGAAUCGAAAGGCAAGAUCAAAGCCUGAGACAGCAAAGGGAUUACUGUGUUUGAAGUGCUGGGGAUAUGGACCAGAUAAAACGGUGGGUGGGUCCAGAAGAGGCGUCAGGGACACAAGUUUGACUGGGAGACCAGGUGUGGGAGGUGCAUACCUGCCACCCCAGCCUUUGGGAAGCUGAGGCAGGAGAACUGCAGGGAGUUGACGAAAACCACCCGGAGCUAGAGUGAGUUCCAGAAUACACAAGGAGACUCUCAGAAACAAAGCAAAACACAACUAUUCCUUUUCUGUGGUGUAAUGGGACUCUAGAGUUUUAAAUUGCUAGUGAUAAAAGCAUUCGGGAAGGAGAGGGCUGUAGGGAUGGCUACAAAUAGUCAGCAUGAAGUUAUGGCCCUUUAAAAUUACCCACAGGAGCUGGGCUGGCUGCCAUAUGCCUGUAAUCUCAACAUUCAAGAGGUAGCGUUCAAGGUCAUUUUCUUCGACCCAGGUGUUGGAGGCUAGCCUGAGCUACAUGAGACUCUGCCUCAAAAAAGAAAAAAAAAAGAAAGAAAAGAAAGAAAAACAAAAAAAGAAAUAAAAAAGCAAACACCUAUAGCAGACUUUCUAAUUGUGCUCCACGGAAAAGCUGCCUUGACUCCCUCUAAGAAUGCAAGCACUACUUUGCCUCUGGAAAUUUGCAUCAGCUAUUCCCUCUGCUUUUUGGCAUUCUACUUGGCUCCAGUUCAGACCUGGCUUAAAAAUCAGCCCUUGGAAGCCCUUGCAGAACCUCGAGCUGGGGCAGGCGUUUCUGGCAUCCACGGCCUCCUGCCGUCUACCUCUCUCUCUUCCAGGUCUUGACAGUUCUAAGUAUUUGUCUAAUCAAAUGUGGUUCGUUUUCCUUAGACUGGGGGUUCAGAUCUCUCGCAACGCAGAAACCACGUGCUGUCCAGGAAUUUAUCCUAGGUGACAGGGACGUGAACGGGGUCCCAGACCUUCGGUAGUUUCGGGACAAGGUUGCCAGCCCACCACGAUUAAGUCUGCAGUCCCCUACACGCAUGCGCUUUAUUUUUCCAGGUGCCCCCCCCCUCCCCAUCCAUAUGCUAAUCACUGCGCUCUGAAGAACAGCCUCUCCCGGGAAUAUGCAAAUCACAUCCUCCAGUGCGGGAGGCCUUCCUUUGUCCCGCGCUAGGAUUAUGCAAAUGAGCGAGCCUCCAGCCCGGGGGAUCCGGGCCGAGUAUUUAGGCCCCCACUCUCCCCCCUCAUUCCAAGGCAUCCACUAUUUAUAAGGCGCGUUCGCUCUACCGCGCACGCACGCACGCGCGAUUCUUAAAGCUUCUUCACCCUUCGGGCCGCAGACUGUACCAAGUCUAGCGGGGCCGUGAGCGGCAGAGCCCGCCACCCCCGCCGGCGUGAGCUCUACAGCCUUCGCCAUCCUCUGAGCCCCUCUUCCCAUCGACCUCCGGGAAUGGUCCAUCUGACCGCGCACGCGCCCCUCGCUCGCCCCUCGCUCGUUCGCCCGUUCGCUCGCCCGCUCGCCUAGCCUCCCGAAACGCAGGCGCAGUGCCCGGGCGUGCAGCCGCCACCGCCGAGCCUGAUCCGGGGCCGCCGGCGUCGAACCUGGGAAGCUGAAGUUGGAGGAUUGCAAGUUCAAGGCCAGCCUGGACUGUAUAGUAAGAGUCUAAAGGAGAGUGGAAACCGUAUUGUUUUUAGUCCUACACUGCCUGGUCUUGCAAGGUCCUGUCACAAUGCAGUAGGAGGAAGAAACGUGUGCAUUGAGAGAAACAGGAAUUAUGGGAGCCAAGGAGCAAUGUGGAUGGUUAUAGCACCCCUCUCUACCUGCCAACAUCCUGUAUUAGAGGAGCUUGUGGCUGGAGGUGUGACCGCGGGAGAGCUGGCCGGGGAGGGACCCUGCUCAGUCGCUGCUCUGCUCCUGUCUCUUGUCCCCUCCCCCCGCCAUGACAGAGACCCGUGAACCCACUGAGACUGGAGGCUACGCCAGCUUGGAGGAAGAUGAUGAAGACCUUUCCCCAGGCCCGGAGCAUUCUUCUGACUCUGAAUACACUCUUUCAGAGCCCGACUCUGAGGAGGAGGAGGAGGAAGAGGAAGAGGAGACCACUGAUGACCCCGAAUAUGACCCUGGCUAUAAGGUGAAACAGCGAAUAGGUGGGGGCAGGGGUGGCCCGUCCCGCCGAGCCCCCCGAGCAACCCAGCCUGCUGGCCCACCUGCACAGCCUUGCCAGCUCUGCGGCCGAUCAGCGCUGGGAGAGGCCCCGCCGGGUACCCCACCUUGCCGACUCUGCUGCCCUGCAACAGCAACCCAAGAAGCCCCAGGCCCUGAGAGCAGGGCUCUUGGAGAGGAAGAGGAGGAACCGUCUCGCACUGGGGAAACUCGGCCAGCAGGGCGGGAUGGGGACGAAGACGAGGAGGAGGGGGGCACCUACCACUGUACGGAGUGUGAGGACUCCUUUGACAACCUCGGGGAGCUGCAUGGCCACUUCAUGCUGCAUGCCCGGGGCGAGGUGUAGGCGGGGCCACCAGAGUGCUGGUAGAAGGGUGAGGGGAGCAGGGCUGAGGAAGCUGGAAUCAGCGCUGGGGGUCCCGCCCAUCUGUGUUGUCUUAGCUGUAGAUAAUGUGAAGGGCUGAAUAAAAGCCAGAUUCUACAUGUUGGCUCCGCA
This is a messenger RNA of Mus musculus (house mouse), 3950 nucleotides long. RefSeq names its product zinc finger protein 428 (gene Zfp428). The transcript has 4 exons. The coding region runs from base 3231 to 3800 and encodes 189 amino acids. The record is from RefSeq and is a predicted model, not a curated record. NCBI's taxonomy places the organism in Eukaryota, Metazoa, Chordata, Mammalia, Rodentia, Muridae.